AUGAGCGUUUCCGACACUGCCCUCACGGAUUUCGAGUCAAUUAGAUCAGACAAUUCUGCCGGUUCGAGUGCAAAUACCAUCGAAAUCCCGCUACGCGGGGGUGACGAAGUCAUUGAACUGGACAUAAAUCAGUUGCCUGAUGGGGAGGAGGUUAUCAACAUUCUUACUCAGGAGGUUGCUCCACUUCCUGUUUGGAUCAACAUCGCUUUGGCCUAUUACAAGAAGAAGCUCUUUGACGACUUUGAAAAGGUUCUUGAGGAGGCCAAGCAAAAUGUCUCGAAUCUGCAGCCCUACAACGAGAUGGAUUUCCUCCAUCUGCUGGACAUGCUAGCUAUCUUCUGUGAAAAGCGUACACAGUUGAUUGCGAGGGCAGCUACCCUGUUUACUUCUGGUGAUAGAAUAACAAUGUACGAGCAAAAGCACCUUCUGGGACGUGCAUUUUAUUUCAUUCACGAGGGCGAAAAGUUGAAUCAAGCUGAUAAUCAACUGAAUUUUGUGCUGAAUCAAGGGUCGCCGGUUGUACAGGCCUAUCUAGGCAAAGCCUGUAUUGCUUUUAACAGACAGGAAUAUAGAAAUGCUUUGGCUUUUUAUCGCAAGGCCUUACGGCUUCAGCCAAACUGCUCGCCAUCGGUGCGUUUGGGAAUCGGACAUUGUUUUGCGCGCCUUGGCAAUUCUCAGAAGGCAAGGUUAGCAUUUCAGAGAGCUUUGGAUUUGGAUGUCGAGAGUGUUGAGGCUCUCGUCGGACUGGCGGUCCUAGAUCUAAAUGAAAAGACUCAGGAGUCGAUUAAGCAGGGUGUUCAGAAGCUAUCAAAGGCCUACAAUUUGGAUCCCACGAAUCCCAUGGUUCUGAACCAUUUGGCAGACCAUUUCUUUUACAAAAAGGAAUAUGAUAAGGUUCAUCAGCUUGCGAUGCAUGCCUUCCACAACACAGAGAACGAGGCGAUGCGUGCUGAGAGCUGCUAUCAGAUGGCUCGAGCUCUUCACGUUGAGGGAAACUAUGACAAAGCCUUUCAGUACUACUAUCUGGCCACCCAGUUUGCCUCUCCCAACUUCCUCCUUCCUUUCUACGGUCUUGGUCAAAUGUACCUCCACCGCAAUGACCUCGAGCACGCGGCUAUUGCUUUUGAGAAGGUUUUGAAGGCCUAUCCGAACAAUUACGAGACAUUGAAGAUCUUAGGCAGUCUCUACGCCCAAUCCAACAAGCUGGAGAAGCGGGCUCAGGCUAAGCAACUGUUUAAACAGGUGACAGAAAGUCAGCCGGAUGAUGUGGAGGCGUGGAUUGAAUAUGCACAGUUGUUAGAAAACGAUACAUCGGGAGCUCUGAGUGCCUACUUAAACGCACUCAACAUUCUUGAAAAUGUUCAAUUGGAGGUGUCUCCCGAGAUUCUCAACAAUAUUGGCGUCCUCUACUUUAUGAAGGGUGAACACAUUAAAGCUGAUACCUUUUUAAAUCGAGCCUACGACCGGAUUCGUGAGGAGCAGCUGCAGGAGGAGGAGGCGGCUGGUGGAAUGGAUGGUGAGGGACGGGUCUCUCACCUCCAAUAUCCUGCUCCCCUGAUGAGCACAAGUACUGCCAACGCAAUUUUGGAAUUGCAUCGCCGCACUACCACUAUAGGUAGUGGUGAUUCUGCUUCUGCAUCAGCUGGCGGUGGUGACAACUACUAUCAUGACCUUGCUGUCACUGUGCGUUACAACCAAGCUCGUCUGCAUGAAGCCAUGAACCGUCCUGAUCUCGCAGAAGCGGCUUACAAGUCUAUUCUCCUUCAGCAUCCCACCUACGUGGACUGCUACAUGCGCCUGGGCUGCAUAGCUCGCGAUCGAGGUCAACUUCGCGACGCUUCUCUGUGGUUUCGCGAGGUGCUUGAGGUGAAUCCCGACCAACCGGAUGCUUGGAGUCUUCUGGGCCAGUUGCAUCUCUCCCGCGGUGAGGUGGAGGCAGCCCAGCGCAAGUUUGAACGCAUCAUUCGUCAGCCCAAGUAUCGCGCUGAUGCCUACUGUCGCAUUACUCUGGGCAAUGUGUGGCUUCGUAGUCUCCAUCAUCAUCAUUAUCACAAUCGUUAUAAUGCCAACGCCAAUCAGACACAGCAACAACAGCAGCAACAGGGUCGAGACAAAGACCGGCGGCGUCGACAUGAGGAAAGAGCACUGUCCUGCUAUAAGGCAGUGUUGAGUGCAGACCCGCGCAACAUUUGGGCCGCCCACGGUAUUGGCUGCGUGCUGGCACACAAGGGUUUCAUCAACGAGGCGCGCGAUGUGUUCGCUCAGGUGCGAGAGGCAACUGCGGAUUUCCCCGAUGUGUGGAUGAAUAUCGCACACGUCUACGUUGAGCAGAAGCAGUAUACAGCGGCUAUUCAGAUGGUGCGUGAGUGUACAGACACGCUCUACCUUUGA
Messenger RNA from Hydatigera taeniaeformis, 2391 nucleotides. Lineage: Eukaryota; Metazoa; Platyhelminthes; Cestoda; Cyclophyllidea; Taeniidae. The record is from the annotation of a GenBank genome assembly.